AUGGACUUGGUGGCCACUGUAAUGUGUUCAUCUGGCAUUCUCAUAGCAUACUUUGCUGAUGCACAACUUCAUAACUUUGUAACAAGAAACAAAAACCUUAAACAUGUUGGAAAACCCUUAGUUCCUAUUCUAGACAAGGGCCUAUGGUAUUACUCAAGGCAUCCAAACUACUUUGGGGAACAACUAUGGUGGUGGGGCCUAGCUUUAUAUGCUUGGAGCAUAGGAUAUGGAUGGAGCUGCAUAGGGACAAUAGGUAAUACCAUGUGUUUGGUUUAUGUGACUAAGCUUGUGGAAGAUAGAAUGAUGAACCAAAAGUACAGAGCAGAGGCUUAUAGGAUGUAUCAGAAGACAACCUCAAUAUGGGUUCCUUGGUUUAAGGCUUCUGAUCCUUCAGGCGUAAAAAAUAAGAAUGCUUGA
Prosopis cineraria is the source of this 417-nucleotide messenger RNA. RefSeq lists its product as uncharacterized. Gene Ontology annotation, molecular function: oxidoreductase activity, acting on the CH-CH group of donors. The record is from RefSeq and is a predicted model, not a curated record. Gene Ontology annotation, cellular component: membrane. The coding region runs from base 1 to 417 and encodes 138 amino acids. Gene Ontology annotation, biological process: lipid metabolic process. Lineage: Eukaryota; Viridiplantae; Streptophyta; Magnoliopsida; Fabales; Fabaceae. The transcript has a single exon.